Molecule: messenger RNA, 525 nt
Organism: Ogataea haglerorum
Lineage: Eukaryota; Fungi; Ascomycota; Pichiomycetes; Pichiales; Pichiaceae
Exons: 2
Coding region: 1-525 (174 amino acids)
Biological process (GO): cellular response to oxidative stress
Cellular component (GO): cytoplasm
Molecular function (GO): glutathione disulfide oxidoreductase activity
Source: RefSeq, a predicted model, not a curated record
AUGGCCUCCGCGCAAGACCUCGUCAAACAGCACAGGUUCCUGAUGCUGUCCAAGUCGUGGUGUCCCGACUGCCACUACGCAAUCGCCGUGCUCAAGAAGUACAAGGUGCUGGACAAAAUUACGCUCGUGGAGCUGGACAAAAUGCCUCCGAAAGAGGCGGCCGAGCUGGAGAAACAGUUCACCGCGCUUUCGGGCCGAAAAUGGGUGCCUACGAUAUUCUUCAACGGCGCGGUGUUUGGAACAGAACAGACGCUGAAGGAGCUGGAAUCUAGAGAUUUGCUGCCGAGCGCAUUUGAGAAGGCGGCAAGGCCAUGUUGCUGGCGGCGGAGCCCGAGUGAUCGCAGGCUCACCCCCUCUUCUGCACACCCUGCCUCAGCCUACCCCACUUCGUCAAGCUCCUGGCAUUGGAGCAAUUUCAUUGGAGGUAGUGCCCUUGGACCGUUCAGCAGGUCAUCUGGUGCAGAGCUGCAUAAAUUGAGGGGCCGCAGUAUAAAUACGCUGCCUCUCGCAUUUCUUCCACCCUAG